Messenger RNA from Bemisia tabaci, 375 nucleotides. Lineage: Eukaryota; Metazoa; Arthropoda; Insecta; Hemiptera; Aleyrodidae. The record is from RefSeq and is a predicted model, not a curated record.
AUGAAUUUCAUUGUAGCUUUCGUCGCCGCUUUGGCUUGCGCUAACAUGGCCGCCGGACAUUUUCUGCACAAGGAAAAAUUCGGAUGCAAAGAACCGAUCAUAUGUGCUCAGCCUGCCCCUUGCGUCGUCGAGAAGCCUGUUCCAGUCCCUGUCCUCGUGAAAUCACCACCGAAAAUCAUCGAGAAACCUGUCAAAGUUCCCGUGGCCGUGCCAGUUCCUGUACCCUGUGAAAAACCCUGCGAAACACCCUGUUGCUCCACCCCAGUUGAGUCUUGUUGCUCAAAUCCAGUUGAGCCCAGUUGCUCCUACUCCUACUCAACACCCGUGACUUACAGCUCUCCCUGCUCGUACUCAUCACCGGUAAUUUACUAUUAA